AUGAUGUUUGGGUAUUUAGGUAUUUGUGCAGAGAAGCUUUGUCUAUUUUGCGCAAGAGUACGAGCAUUCAUUCCACCGUUUUUGUCUUCUCUCUUUUCUUGGAACUCCAAUGGCCAAAAAUACCUAACCCACCUUCAGAAGCUUGACCAGAUUGAUCAACCAAGAUGGGAGGGCUUACCUCUGGACUGUUUGGUGAAUGUGUUUGGAAGAGUUGGUAUGAGGUCGUUGCUCUUAAAUGUUCCUUUUGUGUGCAAGACAUGGCACAGGGCGAGCCUCGACCCUUCAUGCUGGCAACGUCUCAUUUUUAUUGACACUGAAACUGAGAUGGACCUUGAAACUCGUCAAUUUUGGUGUUGUGAUAAUGAAAUUGAAGCUGAUAUUGACAUUGAAUUGAUCGUCGCUGUUUUGAGGCAUUGA
Molecule: messenger RNA, 417 nt
Organism: Prunus armeniaca (apricot)
Lineage: Eukaryota; Viridiplantae; Streptophyta; Magnoliopsida; Rosales; Rosaceae
Source: the annotation of a GenBank genome assembly